This is a messenger RNA of Corticium candelabrum, 1119 nucleotides long. RefSeq lists its product as uncharacterized. The record is from RefSeq and is a predicted model, not a curated record. Lineage: Eukaryota; Metazoa; Porifera; Homoscleromorpha; Homosclerophorida; Plakinidae. The transcript is spliced from 2 exons. The coding region runs from base 88 to 1119 and encodes 343 amino acids.
UUUGCAGAGUACCUUAAUCCUCUGGAGGAGGCGUUACGAUCCAAACUGAUUCCCGCCAUAACCAAUAGAAGUACUCCAGGAGACAAGAUGAGAAGGCUUUUUGCAUUACCACCUCGACUAGGCGGCCUUGGAAUUGUAGAUCCACGUUCGUUGACUUGUGAGCUGGAAUACUCAAAGUUAAUUUGUGCGCCACUGGUCAACCGAAUUGUGCAACAAGAAACAAACCUGGAUAACGUUCCUACCAAGCAGAAUUCUAUGAAAGCUAGCAUUCGCCAGCAAAAACAUCUAGCACAAAAGUCUCAUUCUGAAAUCACUGUCAAUGAUCUAUCUGUGGAAUUGAAACGUUCAGUUGAAUUGGCCUGUGAGAAGGGUGCCUCCUGCUGGCUGACCGCAAUCCCACUAGAGCAACACGGAUUCACUUUGCACAAAUCUGCGUUUCGGGAUGCCCUGUGCCUCAGAUACGGUUGGCACCCGUCCAACCUACCAGACAUAUGUCCAUGUGGAUCUAAAUUCUCAGUAGAUCACUCUCUGUCAUGUCCAACAGGAGGAUACCCCAGCAUCCGCCAUAACGAGGUCCGCGAUUUAUUUACCAACUUGUUGACAGAGGUUUGCCACGAUGUACACAAAGAGCCCGUUCUGCAACCUCUCAACGGCGAGGUGUUUCAAAAACGCUGUACUACCUCUGACGAAAAUGCCAGACUUGAUAUUGCUGUCAGUGGAUUUUGGGGUGGGCACUUCCAACGAACUUUCUUUGACGUCAGGGUCUUCAACCCUAAUGCCUCAUCCUACAAAUCAGUGCAGAUCCCGUCAUUAUAUAAACGGCAGGAACAAGAGAAGAAAAGGCGAUACGAGGAACGAAUUAAUAACGUGGAGCUUUCAUCGUUCACGCCAAUCAUUUUAGCAUGCACUGGAGGAUGCAGUAAACUGACGUCUAUUUUUUUGAAAAGACUAGCCUCACUUUUAUCGGAAAAGCACCACACCGAGUACAGCACAACUAUCAACUGGCUGAGAUGUCGACUGUCAUUUGCACUCCUUCGGGCCUGCGUGAUGUGUUUGCGAGGAUGCAGGUCCAAGCUUCACAGAACCUCAAGGGACUUCAAACUUGCCACUCGCUUAUAG